Messenger RNA from Zootermopsis nevadensis, 2782 nucleotides. Its product is annotated as peptidyl-prolyl cis-trans isomerase FKBP2. NCBI's taxonomy places the organism in Eukaryota, Metazoa, Arthropoda, Insecta, Blattodea, Termopsidae. Gene Ontology annotation, cellular component: endoplasmic reticulum. Gene Ontology annotation, molecular function: peptidyl-prolyl cis-trans isomerase activity. The record is from RefSeq and is a predicted model, not a curated record. Gene Ontology annotation, biological process: protein peptidyl-prolyl isomerization.
GUAAGACAUGAAACAGUGGUUACGAAUGGUUGAUAGAGGAAUAUGAAAGAACGUAAACAUGGCGGCUGGUAAUAAAGUUGUUCUUUUUGUUUAUGUGUUUUUAGUUGUUUUCGGUAACUUUGACUUGAGUCUGUGUGACGACGAUAAACAUAUGAGCCCACAGAAAAAGCUUAAAAUUGGCGUGAAAAAGAGAGUAGAUAACUGUCAAGUGAAAUCGAAGAAAGGGGACUUUCUUCAUAUGCAUUACACAGGAACUCUGGAAGAUGGAACUGAAUUUGACAGCAGUUACAACCGAGGGGAACCAUUGACAUUCACGCUUGGAUCAGGUCAGGUUAUAAGGGGCUGGGACCAAGGACUCAUGGGAAUGUGUGAAGGAGAGAAACGAAAGCUGGUUGUUCCUUCAGAGCUUGGAUAUGGUACAUCUGGGGCACCACCUAAGAUUCCAGGAGAUGCAACAUUAAUAUUUGAAGUAGAAUUAAUGAAGAUAGAUCGUAAGGAUGAGUUCUGAGAUUGUGUUCACUUUUAUAAUAUUGAUUGUGGGAUCAAAAUCCCAACAGAUUAUUUGUAUGUGUACACAUUCAACUGUGGCGAUAUAAAGUUCCAGAACGCUUUUUAGAUGAGAAGGUGAGAAUAUGAAUUCUACUGCUAAAGGGAAAUGUAUUAACACUCAUCACCAAUGGAACUAUGCAUUGCUCUCUGUUAUUUAUCACUGUUAAGGAUUUGUAUGAGACUUGUUUGUUCAGCCUCUUUUUACUGUGUUGGCUAAUCUUGAUCGUAAUUGCCCAUUUCAUUAAUACAUUUUGGUCAUGAUGAUGGCACAUACUGUCAGAUUUCAUAAAAUGUGUUACAUGAAUAUACAGACAGACAUGGCAGUGCAAUUAAUCAUGGCUCAAACUAUUGAAUUUCAUAAAAAAUAUUAUUACAUAGAUAUACAUUUUAAUCCAAAACACAAACAUGACGCAUGAAAACCUUAUGCCUAAUAUGUAUUUAUGAAUUGUAUAACUCAGUAUUAUUUUUCGUACUUAUUUAUGUGGUAAGUUUUAGUUCAUGAGCUACAUCUCACUAUUACUAUUAUAAGAAUGUAUAAAAAGAUCCUGCUCUUGUAUUUCUGCCGUCCUGUGGGCCUUAGUUCCAUUAAAUUCUCAUACUGUUUCACCCGGCUAACACGCAAAACAGUGCUUGAAGUAAGAUUGGAUGUUGCUUACACACAACCAGAAACCAGAGCUCCAGAAAUACAAUACUUUGUACACUCCUCAGGAGACUGGUAGUAUACUUACACAGAUACUUGCCACUGGUCUGUGUCAACUUGUCUUUGGCAAAUGAGUGACCACAGUUCUGGAGCACUGCCCAAAACCAUCCAAGUGCACAUUCUAAACAGACCUAAGACCUGGCUGUCUCCCUCUUGCAAAAUUAUGGGUGUCUGGGAGAAAUACCCCUUAUUUUAAUAAUAUAAUGUGAAGAGCAAUAUGAAAUUACUCCGAUAAGUAAAAUUUGUUUGAAAGAAAGACGGAUAAAAAAGGACUUUACAGAAUAUAUUUUGAUUUCUUUUCUUUUCUCAUAAUUUUGUUCAGGACUGAUUCCUGGAUGUUAUUGAAGUUCUCACAGGUGUGAAGGUGUCCAUGUUGGCCUUCUGAGUUGUAACACCAUGUGGACAUGUAGGUAGGUUCUAGUAUUUUGGAGAAGAAUCAGCCGUGGAGAUGGUAUGUUUCUCCAAAACAUCAGUAUCUACCUACAAAUCCAUAUUAUGUUAAUAACCAAGAAAGCCAACUUUAGCAUUUCUUUUAUGGUAUUUAUAAUGUAUUUUCCUGUCACAAAUGGGAAAGAAAGCAGCCUUAGUGUAAUCAGAAUAGUGCAUAAUACUUUUAAAGGGCUACUGGGAAAAGAAUUUAAUAACAUUUUUAAGCACAUUCUUCCAAAAGGGUACUAACUAUCACAGUGGAAAACUUCUGAAAUGAAAACUUGUCAGUAAAAAUUGAGAUUAUUACAUACAUCAGCCCUUUCCAAAAUCAAAUAGAUCAACCUGAUAUGUUCCAUUUUUCUGAUACUUCAAAUGCAACAGCAUUAGAAAUAUUUCAUCCAAUUUUAGACAUGUUGUGUUCUAGUAUCAAUUUGAUAUAUGAACAGAUUUUCAUUAAAUUUUCUAUCGCUUUUACUAAUUAUGUCUAAUUUUUACUAAAUUUGACAGCACAUUCCACUUUUGGUUUAGAUCAAGCAACAUAAGACUUGUGUGAGUUCCACUGCAUGCAGGAUUCCCUGGUGCACAAGCCACAAUUGUUUUGUCAUGUGUACAUUCCCUAACUUGUUUAUUUAGAAUAAAUAACUUGAUAGGCAUUUCCACUUCUAGUGCUGUGUAUUUAUUUUCCAACCAAAUGCUUUCAGUACCCUGUACAUACACAACUUAUCAGGACUUCUACUUCAAAAAACAGUGAACCAUAGUCAAAAUUUCUUCCUAAGAUGUUUCUUUCCACUUUGUGGGUCAUCUGUGUAGUCAGAUAUAUACAACAAAAAGAAAGUAAAUGUGUUAAUUCAUGUCAGAAUUUGUAGCUUUAUAUUGAUUGGACUAUUAAGUGUCUAAUUCAAGAUCUCAUUGAAUGUUGGUCACUUGUAUAGUUUAUUCUUUAAAGCAUGUCCUAAACACAUGCUUCAUGACUGAAAGUGAUGAUUGUAUCAAUGUGUGAUUGUAAUUCCAACAUAAUUUUCCAUAUUUCUUGUAAGAAAAGUGGUUAUGAGUUCUACAACAAAUUGAAACAACUAUAAAAUAAAGUAUUUUUUAUUAUGACAU